Messenger RNA from Alosa sapidissima (American shad), 2876 nucleotides. Its product is annotated as protein Dok-7-like. Gene Ontology annotation, molecular function: protein kinase binding. Bases 144 to 2876 code for a protein of 910 amino acids. The record is from RefSeq and is a predicted model, not a curated record. Lineage: Eukaryota; Metazoa; Chordata; Actinopteri; Clupeiformes; Clupeidae. The transcript has 13 exons. Gene Ontology annotation, biological process: neuromuscular junction development; positive regulation of protein tyrosine kinase activity.
AGGGCAACAUAUGGGUCUUUAGGAGCAGAGGGAGGUUGUCCGUAAGCGUGUAUGCCGCGGCAAUAAAGUUAUUUUGAAAGUGACCCUCCGUGGGGACCACGAGCAGACGGGACAGCUGGAUGCCUGUGGAACCAUGACUGAAGAUGACGGAUUCUGUGGUCGUGGAGGGUCUAGUGAAAAUACGAGACGGCAAAAAGUGGAAGAGUAGAUGGGUCGUGCUCCGCAAGCCUUCGCCUGUUGCAGACUGCCUGGUGGUGCUGGUGUAUAAGGAGCGUGGGGAGCGGGCGUCGGGACAGCGCGAGCGGAGCAGCGUGACCCUGGAGCACAUCUUCGGCCUGGAGCCGGGCCUGCCCUACGAGGGCCUAGCGCUGGGCCAGUCGCUCACCAUCCUGUGCCUGAGCCAGAGCGUGGCGCUGGGCUUCGACUGCCGCGAGACCCUGCAGGCCUGGGAGCUGCGUCUGCGCUACAGCCUGGGGGAAGUGCACAGGUUUGGAGUAGGCGUCUUGCCAGGCACCAAGGUUGAGACCGGACCAGCAACGCUAUAUUUGUGCAACAACCUGCUUGUCAUAGCACGGGACCUCCCCCCAGUCAUAAUCGGCCAAUGGAAUCUGCUCGAUCUGCGCAGAUAUGGGCCAGUGACCAAUGGUUUCGUGUUUGAGGGCGGGACACGCUGCGGCUUCUGGGCUGGUGUGUUCUUCCUGUCGUGUGCAGAAGGCGAGCAGAUCAGCUUUCUGUUCGACUGCAUCGUCCGUGGCAUCUCGCCCUCCCGCGGUCCCUUCGGUCUGCGGCCCCUCCUACCAGACCCGAAUGCCUGCCCAGCGUCAGUGGAGGAGAGGCUCAACCAGGAGGCCCAGGAACUGGAGAAGAGACUCAGCAUGCUCUCUCACUGUAGUCAGCACAGUACAGCCUCCACCUCCAGUUACUCCACCUCAGUGGCGGGCGACGAUCGGAGUAUCUCCGGAUCCUCAGACACCUCGGACACCAGCCAAUCAGACAGCAGCAUCGGCAGCCGUCUAGCCGCUUGGGCCGAUCCCGCCUCUGGCGCUGGCCCGGCCGAGGCCGCCGGCCAAUCGGCCGGCACCAGGAACGCCCCGCUGCUAGCGGACGAGAGGCAGCUGCCCGUCACCCUCGUCGGCGGAACCAGGCUGCCCGGCGUCGCCGUCGGCGGUGCGUCCGCCAAGCCGGCACGCUCGCGGCGAGGGCUGCAGGAGAUCGGGCGCCAGAGCUCCUCGGACAGCGGCAUCGCCACGGGGAGCCACUCCUCCUAUUCCGGAAGCUUCUCCUCGUACACCAGCAGCCUGGACGUCGGCGUGGGUUCCGGGGGGAACAGUGGUGGCGACGACUUCGGCUCGGUCCUCAGCCUGCCACCCGCUCCGCACCCCCUCGCCACCCCCGCUGGCGCUGCCACCACACCUGCCGAACGGACCCUCUGCACAUGCCCGCCGUGCCCGGGCCACGAGUACCAGGUGCCCUCCUCACUGCGCUACCUGUACGACACGCCCAGGAGUCUCCUCCUUGGCACUGCCAAGGGCGAGGGCACGGGGGGCACAAGCAGUGCCACAGAACCCCAGGCUGGGACUUCUUCCCAGGCAGAGGCGUCUGAGGAGUCCAAGGCAGGCAAGCCUGGGAGGCUCUCGCGGGGCAACAGCAGCGAAGAGGCGCCCCCUAGUGAGGAAGUGGCAGAAGUGUGUCAGAUCUGCACCCCCAGGGCCAUCUUCACAGCGUGCCCCAUUUGUGGAGGCCUGAAGGGGGCUCCACUCCCUCCUCCUGGGGCGCCAGCAGUCCCACUGGUGCCAGCAGGUCAGAAAGCCAAUGAGCAAUCGGUAACUGAUGACCAUGGGGCCAAUCAGAGAACAGCGUUUGAAGCCACAUCAGGAUGGACCAAUCCCGUCCAAGAGAAGCUACCAUUGGCAGUACACACAGCAAUUAAUGGGAUUCGACAGAAGCAUGGAUACCUCAAUCAUUUAUCCGACCUAUUGAAUCACUAUAACAUGGGUGGAUCAUCUUGUGUUAGAACAAGCAGACAUAGUGGGUAUGAACCAAUGGCCUCUGCUCUUGUGUCAAUAUCCAAGACUUUAAACACCACGUGCACCAGUAGUGGUAAGCGUAAACCAUCUCCAAGCUGGAAAGACACUAUCAUAUAUGAGAACUGCUUCCAAUGUAACAGUGGGGAGAGUGGCUGCAUGGUCACCGGUGUUAACAGGAAGGACAGGGGAAGAGGUGGAGACGCCCUUCUGGCUGGGAGGGAGAACUGCAGCGGUAGAAGCGUGUGCCAGAAACCCCCAACACUUGACGAAGAGCACAGGGGCGAGAGAGGCCAAGCUCCUGGGAACCAACCCAAGGAAGCGCCCCCUGAUCUGGGCAUAACCCCAGUGAUGGGUCCCCAUUCGGACGAGGUCAGUCAUGGCUCGAUGGAUGCUGAGGAAGAUAAAAAGAAGCAGAGGUGCAAAGCUGACCCAUCGUACGAGGUCAUGGAGCACAGAACAACAGAGAGGAGUUCAGAGGUUGAAGAGAAGAGCAAGUAUGAGCUCAUGGGCAGUUACGGUCAGCAGAGGCUUCCUCACAUGGACAUAGAAGGGGGAGUGUUCGUGUUCCCAGCAGACAUUUCCAUGGUGGCCGAGAGACCUCGAGUAGGAGACGGAGUGACCUAUGUUAAUAUUCCUGUGAGCCCAACGUCCAAAAAACAGCUCAAUUACAUGGAGUUGGAGCUGCAGGAGACCAGUGCCUCAGUCAGAGGGAGAAGCUCCACAAAGUACGCCCAGAUCGACAUCACAGCCACGGAGACGGCGCACAAGGUGGGCACCCAGCAUGCACUGGGCCGGGAGGAGGGACUGCUGAAGCUGGAGCAGAAGCGGAGAGGCGGGCUGCCACAAUGA